This is a messenger RNA of Zasmidium cellare ATCC 36951, 936 nucleotides long. RefSeq lists its product as uncharacterized. The record is from RefSeq and is a predicted model, not a curated record. The coding region runs from base 1 to 936 and encodes 311 amino acids. The transcript has 5 exons. Lineage: Eukaryota; Fungi; Ascomycota; Dothideomycetes; Mycosphaerellales; Mycosphaerellaceae.
AUGGCAGUCAUCAGUGACACCAACGCGGUCAAAGACAGAUUCCUCCUGCCCGGCGACAUCAUUUCGCUACUCACGUCGCUGAUAUCUCUUCCCAUCAUCGCGGUCUUCUUCUACCAGCGACUGCAGAAUGCGUGCCAUAGGAACAUUACGAUGGCGUCUGUCACGCUCCUCAUGAGCUAUAUGUCGACUUUCCUCUUCAUAUUCGUCUUGACGACCAUUCUGCACAUUAGGGUUGACUGGGACGAAAGCUUGCAAGCGCUGUGUGAUUCUACGCUUAUGAUAUGCCUCACGCUCUACUGCCUUACGAAAGCAACUGGCUUCUUGUUCCUCAUCGAGCGGGCGUACAUCAUCUCGUGGCCGGUCAACCCUCGACACAAGACCCUCGAAUACGUCUUGAGCUGCUUCAUCAUCUUUGUGCCUUACGCGGUGGUCACUGGACUGUGCAUCAAAUACCGGAUUGCGAUCAACAACGGAAACCAUGUCUGCGUUAUCGGCAUGCAGAUGUUUGUGCUUGUACCUCUCCUUCUGGUAGAGGUAUUUGCUUAUCUCUACCUGACACUGCGAUUCCUCAUACCUCUCAUCAUGUUCCACCGUGGAGGUACCGGCUUGCUCGCCCCUUUACGAAGAGUCAUGCUUCGAACCUGCAUUGGUACAGCCAUCACGAUGUGUUCCACGCUGGCAGUGAAAGUGUCCCUGACGCUCUUCAACGGCGAGCCUGCAUGGCUAUGCUGCAUGACGUGCAAGAUUGAUGCACUCAUUGCCGCCACUGUCAUGCACUGGAUCACCAUACCAGAUCCUACGAAUCACGGCUACGAGGAUGACACGCCACAGGCAUUGGGUGUUGGUUUCGAGAAGUCCACUGUCCACACUUCGGUAUCCACCAGAACUCUCGUGCCGGAGUCGCCAGGAGAGAUGGAUCCGAAACAAAUCUUCUGA